AUGCGGAUCCAUCCAUCACCACCCGACCACCUCAUGGUGAUGGCCACCGCUGCGGCCGCCAUGAACAUGGAUGCGCCGGCGGCGCCCGACGGAAACGCCGCCAACAAGGCGGCCAAGCAGGGGCGGCGCGGGCGCCGCGAGAUGCGCCGGAUCGAGGACUCCACGAGUCGCCAGGUGACCUUCUGCAAGCGCCGGAGCGGACUCCUCAAGAAGGCGUACGAGCUGUCGGUGCUGUGCGGGGCCGAGGUCGCGCUCAUCGUCUUCUCCCCCCGCGGCCGCCUCUACCAGUUCGCCUCCGCUGCCGAGUACAUACUACUCUCCUUUCCUUUCCUUGUUCUCAGCUUGCAGAACACAAUUGAUCGGUACCUGAAGCACACAGAAGGCACACCUGCAAAUGGGAAAGUUGAAACAGGCGUAGAGAAGUGGAAAUAUGAGGCUACAACCUUGGGAAAGAAGAUAGACACAAUUGAGACAUACAAGAGGAAGCUGCUUGGAGAGAACCUUGGAUCUUGUUCAGUUCAGGAGCUAAAAGAACUGGAGGCACAGCUAGAGAAGAGCCUAAGCAUAAUCAGGCAAAGGAAGGAAAAGAAGCUGAUGGAUCAAAUUCUAGAUUUGAGGGAGAAGGAGCAGAAACUCUUGAUGGAGAACACGAUGCUCCGUGAUCAGUCCAUUGAUCGAUCAUUGACUGAUCCAUCAAUACACUGUAAUUGCAUAUCCAAGUGUAUGGCCCUGCCUCUGCUAGAGCUGAAUGAUAAGGACCAUGACUAUCAUAUGGAUGCUGCUGGUGGCGGCGAAGAAGAGGAAGCGGCAGCGGCGAAGGAGAGGCGCAUGGAGGACGUGGAGACGGAGUUGGCCAUCGGAAUUAUUGGAAGCAGGAGACUUACUGAAUCGCCUGCGCUGAGGCUCCAUCAGCAGCCUGCUGGAUCAUAUCGACGAUCGAGCGCAUGA
Messenger RNA from Miscanthus lutarioriparius, 948 nucleotides. The record is from the annotation of a GenBank genome assembly. Lineage: Eukaryota; Viridiplantae; Streptophyta; Magnoliopsida; Poales; Poaceae.